This is a messenger RNA of Microthlaspi erraticum, 639 nucleotides long. Lineage: Eukaryota; Viridiplantae; Streptophyta; Magnoliopsida; Brassicales; Brassicaceae. The record is from the annotation of a GenBank genome assembly.
AUGGUGCAGAUUGGAAAUUGCUCUAUCCCUACUGAUUUCCAGAUUGUGGAAAUGAGAGAGAGUAGCCAUAGACCUCUCAUAUUUGGAACCCCUUUCCUGUCUACUGUGGGUGCCAUAUUUGAUUUCCCCAAUCAAAGAAUCUCUUUCAACAAGGUGAACAAGGGUAUGUUCUUCCCUAUGUGUUCAACAAAGAACUCUUUUGUUGACAUGGUCCAAGAGGAGAAAGCUACUUUGAAGCCACCCCAAGAAGGAGAAACUGAAGAAACAAUCAAGGAAGAUCCCAUUCCUAAGCCCAAGCAGCUUGCCAAACAAGCAAGGAGUAAGACUAAGGCCCCUACACCAAAACCGCCCAAGGGAUCAACCAAGAUUGAAGAUGAGGCCAAGCCAAGAAGGAAGGUUAGAAAGCCUAGGUCUGGCCGCAACAUGAAGCUUCUAUUCCCAAAGGAGCUUAUUGAUGAGAAUCUAGAAGGAUUCAAGGAGAAAGUGACAAGAACUCUAAAGCUUUUUCCUAAGGCAGUAGUGCCAAGGGACAUUCAUGGAGAGAUUGUCUAUCCAGCUGUGAAUCACCCACCAGAUACUCAUUGCAAGGAGAAAAGACUUGGAGGAUCAAAGAUGCCUCUUGUCUCCAUCUUCUCCUGA